Molecule: messenger RNA, 725 nt
Organism: Lucilia sericata (common green bottle fly)
Lineage: Eukaryota; Metazoa; Arthropoda; Insecta; Diptera; Calliphoridae
Gene: Cpr66Cb
Product: adult-specific cuticular protein ACP-22
Exons: 4
Coding region: 148-606 (152 amino acids)
Cellular component (GO): extracellular matrix
Source: RefSeq, a predicted model, not a curated record
AUUAUUCCGUGGUGGAAAUUCAUUUGGUUAACAACGUUUCUUUCAAUACGUUUCGAAAAGAUCAGCUUUAAGACAGUGAUCUCUAAAGUUAAAUAAUUUGUGUUAUUUUUAUAUAGAAAUAAAAUAAACCAAUUUAUAAAAUUAAAAAUGGCCCUUAAGUUUGUUAUCUUCGCCUCGGCUUUGUGUUUAACAUUGGCUUAUCCUUUGGAUCAUCAAUAUUAUGAAAGCGAAGGCCAUGGUCAUGGCUAUGAAACGGAAUUAGCCCAUGAUUAUGGUCAUGGUCAUCAACUCGAACGUGUAUCAUUGGGCGAAGAUCACAGCAGCUACGGCCAUGAAGAACAUCAUGAAGAUGAACAUGUUGACUAUUAUGCUCCACCAAAAUAUGCUUUCAAAUAUGGUGUCAACGAUUUCCAUACCGGUGAUGUGAAAUCUCAACAUGAAACUCGUGAUGGUGAUAGUGUAAAGGGUCAAUACUCUUUGGUUGAACCUGAUGGUUCUAUUCGUACCGUAGACUACACAGCCGACAAACACAAUGGCUUCAAUGCUGUUGUACACAAAACUGCUCCCGUCCACCAUCACGAAGAACAUCAGGAACAUCAUUAUUAAAUAUAAAUUACUUAAGAAUUAAUAUAGAAACAACAACAAACAGAGAUAAACCUUAACCCAAAUAAUUAACUUCUCUACAACCUGAUUAUGCCCUUUUUUUUAGAAAUGAAAAAAAAAAA